Salvia splendens (bonfire salvia) is the source of this 2099-nucleotide messenger RNA. RefSeq names its product exocyst complex component SEC10b. The record is from RefSeq and is a predicted model, not a curated record. The coding region runs from base 11 to 1915 and encodes 634 amino acids. NCBI's taxonomy places the organism in Eukaryota, Viridiplantae, Streptophyta, Magnoliopsida, Lamiales, Lamiaceae. The transcript is spliced from 19 exons. Gene Ontology annotation, biological process: Golgi to plasma membrane transport; exocytosis. Gene Ontology annotation, cellular component: exocyst; cytoplasm.
GCAGUACCUGAUGGAGUUUAACAGCAGUCCUGGUGACCUAAUGGAACUCUCACCUUUAUUCUCAGAUGAUACCCGGGUAUCUGAGGCUGCAUCAAUUGCGCAAAAAUUGAGAUCAUUUGCCGAAGAAGAUCCUGGAAGACAAGCCAUGACUGUCUCAGGAAAUGCAACAGCAAGCAAAGGAUUGGAAGUUGCAGUUGGUAAUCUCCAGGAAUAUUGCAAUGAACUGGAAAACAAAUUGCUGUCCAGAUUUGAUGUAGCCUCACAGAAAAAGGAUCUGUGUUCAAUGGCCCAGUGUGCAAUUAUUUUGUUGCAGUUCAACAGGGGUACUAGUGUUAUGCAACAUUAUGUGGGGUUACGUCCAAUGUUUGAUUUGGAGGUCAUGAAUGCUGAUGUGCAAGUGGUUCUUGGUGACUCUGGAUCUCAACCCAUUCCUAGCAAUGUUGGGCAAGGGCUCUCUUCAUUGUACAAAGAAAUUACUGAUACUGUAAAGAAAGAAGCAGAAACCAUAACAGCAGUAUUUCCUUACCCCAAUGAUGUCAUGUCGAUAUUGGUUCAGCGUGUCCUGGAAGACCGAGUUCCUAAUCUUCUUGAGAAGCUAUUGCUGAAACCAUCUCUUGUUAAUCCACCUUCCAAGGAAGAAGGAGGGCUUAUAUUAUAUCUGAGAAUGCUAGCAGUGUCGUAUGAGAAAACGCUUGAACUUUCUAAGGACUUGCAUAGCGUGGGCUGUGGUGACUUGGAUGUUGAAGGCUUGACUGAGUCACUUUUUCUUCCCCACAAAGAUACAUAUAUAGAAUGUGAAAAGGUUUCUCUUAGGCUACUCUAUAAGGCAAAGAUGGAGGAACUAGGAAUUGAGUUCUCGUCCUCUGAAUCAAAGGGCACAAUUGGGCGUUCCAAGGGAGCAUCCAUUGCAUCUUCUCAACACCAGAUAUCCGUCACCAUUGUUACCGACUUUGUACACUGGAACGAAGAAGCCAUAUCCAGAUGUACUUUGUUUUCAACACAGGAAACUACUCUUGCAGCUAACGUUCGGCUCGUUUUCACAUGCUUUUUGAAGCAGGUAAGUCAAUAUAUAACUGAAGGCCUUGAAAGAGCGAAAGAAAGCCUGAUUGAUGCUGCAGCAUCUAGAGAACGGUUUGCUCUAGGAACUAGUGUGGGUCGAAGAGUUACAGGAGCCACAUCUAUAGGAGAAAAUGCUGCUGCAGCUGGAGAAAGUGGUUUUAAAUCUUUUAUGCUUACUCUACAGCAGUGUGGAAGUAGUGUGGUUGUUCUUCAACAAUUUUUUGCGAACUCUGUUUCUCAAAUCUUACUGCCUGUGGAGGGUGCACAUGCUGCUGCCUGUGAAGAAAUGGCAUCAGCAAUGUCCAGUGCAGAAGCUGCUGCCUACAAGGGGCUCCAGCUGUGCAUUGAAACAGUGAUGGCUGAGGUUGAUCGCCUGCAAUCAGCUGAACAGAAAGCUGCAGAUUUCAGAUCAUCUGACGAUGACAUUAGUCCGGAGCAGCGACCAACAAAUGCUUGCACUAGAGUUAUUGCAUAUCUCUCCCGGGUACUUGAGUCUGCUUUCACAGCUCUUGAUGGUUUGAACAAACAGGCAUUCCUCACCGAACUGGGAAAUCGCUUGCACAAGUUGGUAAUGAGUCAUUGGGAAAAGUUCACUUUCAACUGGAGUGGAGGACUGCAGCUCAAGCGUGACAUAUCAGAGUAUGCAGACUUUGUUCGGUGUUUCAAUGCUCCUACAGUAGAUGAGAAAUUCGAGCUGUUGGGCAUCCUAGCAAACGUGUUUAUUGUCGCUCCUGAAAGCCUGUCGUCGCUGUUUGAGGGAACUCCAAGUAUAAAAACAGAUGCAAAAAGGUUUAUUCAGCUCAGAGACGAUUACAAGAGUGCAAAGCUGGCAACUAAACUCAGUUCUCUGUGGUAGCUACCUCUAAUCAAUGCAGAAAUAGGGCAUGUUGUUUUUCAAUUUAAAGCUAAGAUUGUGUGAUUCAUUGGUGAUAACAAAUUGAUUAUUCACACAUAUUAACAUGUUGAAUACGAACUAUACGAAAGCGGAAAGGUAUUCGUGUUCAUGUGUUUUGAUGAAUUCCAAAGUAGGGUUGAUCAUC